This is a messenger RNA of Dovyalis caffra, 195 nucleotides long. Lineage: Eukaryota; Viridiplantae; Streptophyta; Magnoliopsida; Malpighiales; Salicaceae. The record is from the annotation of a GenBank genome assembly.
AUGGAAAAGAGAGGCUAUGUAGCAAGCAAAGAGGAGGUUUCUUCCUCUAAACAUGAGGAAGGCCGAGGGGAUACACGAGUGUCUCCACACAAGCUUUUGCACAAACAAUUCUUCAAUUCCAGAGAGCAAAUGGAAGCGAGUGAUAGUGCUAUGGAAGGUGAAGAACGUAAAAUCGUUACUUCGCUCGUCCUUUGA